This is a messenger RNA of Tripterygium wilfordii, 1552 nucleotides long. Its product is annotated as disease resistance-like protein DSC1. The record is from RefSeq and is a predicted model, not a curated record. The coding region runs from base 30 to 965 and encodes 311 amino acids. The transcript is spliced from 4 exons. NCBI's taxonomy places the organism in Eukaryota, Viridiplantae, Streptophyta, Magnoliopsida, Celastrales, Celastraceae.
AGAGGCUACGAUUAUUACCUCAACUUCCAAUGAAUGUCGACCGGCUAUAUGCAAGGAAUUGCGUAUCACUGGAAACGGUGGCAAGCCCUUUAACCACAGCAACAAGAGGAGAAUUUCCUUCUGGGUACAUUGAGUUCAAUUUUUCUAAUUGUUUCAAAUUGGAUCAAAAUGCACAGAACAGCAUUGUGGCUGAUGCAAAAUUGAAGUUGCUGCAUUGGGAAGCCACAUGUCCGGAAACUUUUUCACAGAUAACAAAAGCGGCCAGGGUCUCGUUUAUGGGAGGUGACAUGCCCGAUUGGUUUAAAUAUAAAAGCAUGGGAUCCUCACUAACUGCAAAGCUUCCAAAGCAUUGGUGUAAUGCUGAGUUAUUCUGCCUGGUUUUUGCUGUUGUUCUUGAAUUCAAGGACUUCCCUAGAUAUGGAAGAUUCAGUAUUCUUAAGUAUGAUUGCCAUAUAAGAAACAACAUAGGUGACAGCUCCAGCGGCAACGAUUGGUUCGAAUUAGCAGCAUGGGGAAUUAAAGAUGUUAUUCAGUCAAAUCAUGUCUUGUUAAGUUAUGGACAACCAUUGCUAAAUGAUUGGAGAAUGAUACCCAAAGAAGCAGACGAUGCAGAUGUGAUCUCAGUUGAAUUCUACGUUGGAGAAGAUUCUACAAAAUAUUGUAAGGUCAAGGAGUGUGGGAUCCAUUUGCUAUACAGGCAUGACACAAAAGAUGAAUCUACUUCAACCAUUGAAGAUAACUCUCCUAGUAGCUCAAGCCAGUUCUUCUGCAAUCCAGUUUGUAUGGACGAUGAUAUGGAAGAGACAUUGAUAGGAGAUGCUAAAAGUAAUGGAUGUUAUAAUGACAAUUGUUGCAAUAUGGCCAACCUCGUGGAAGAUUCAGCUCUAGUGAUGAGGAAGAAAAUGAGAGUGAUGACAAGUUCAAGAUGCUGUUUGUCAACACUGCCUUGCAAACCCAGUUGGUAAUGUGCUAUGAAUAAUUUGUCCUUUGUUCGUGGGUAUUAUGACCUUGUCCUGCAUGUUCAAUACCCAACUUGAUCGAAGAAGGGUCCCUUCCUGAGUUUUGAUCCAUCUCUGCUGUGCUUAUGUUCCUGUGCAUCAAAGCUUGAGAGUUAGAUUCGUUAGAAGGCAGCACCAUUCUUGCAAAAUGCCAGAGAAUUCUCUGAAAGAUGGUGGUGGUCUAGCUCGUUUGCAGCAUCAAAUUUAUUUCACAACUCGUGCUUGAAAAAAACACAGAGAUGCAAGGAAAGUCAAGGUUUAGUGUAUCACAGAUGUGGAAGACUAUAUAAUGGAGUUCUGACGGACAAUCAGAAGCAGUAGAAGGAAAUCAUGGAAGCUGCAAGUGAUAAGCUAUGGUUACUGAGCUUCAAAGGAAGUCAUGGAUUGGGUCGAGGAUCAAAAAAGUAGAAGGAAGUACAAGUGGCAUGGUAUUUACAAGAAAAUCGCCCAAUAGGAUUGAAAUGUCACGUUAGAAUUGCACGAAAUUCGACCAAUUGACUUGGAUUGACAUGGUGAUCAAAACUAGUGUUUGUCACUGGCCUUACCCUCUUUGU